AUGCCCACGCCGGCCAGCGAAGGAUCGCAAACGGACAGCGGUCCUGCAUCUUUUUUCCGAAUUCCCCCACCGCUCAAAAAGCUCUUCGAUCAAUUCCCUCUGAUAACGUAUCCCGCCAACGAUCUACCCCAACGGGUUCCCUCUAAACGUGCCGACAACCAGCUCUUUGUAUUUAGUGAUGCGGCGGGUGCGCAGCGAGGCCGCCCGUCCUUCAAUCCGCAAUGUCUCAAGUGGCAGGCGUACCUGAAAUUUGUCGGCGUCGACUUUGAGAUUACCCCUUCCAACAACCACGCCUCGCCAACUGGCUCUCUUCCAUUCCUCCUGCCAGCCUUUCCCACGGAAGCUGCGGUCACGAUACCCUCGCAUAAGCUCCAAAAAUGGGCCAUCGAGCAGGUUCAUUGCGAAGAGGAGCAGCAAUUGGAUCUCCGCUUCGAUGUGUACGCUUCGCUUUUGGACCACCGGAUACGCAAUGCCUGGCUAUACAUGCUAUACCUAGAUAAUGCCAACUUCAAGGCUGUCGCCCAACGGCUCUACGUGAACCCCUCCACCACCUCCUCGCCGGUCCGAGCCAGUCUUGCCUUUCAACUUCAGCAAGCGGCGCGCGACGAGCUUCUCAAAAGCUCAUCCUACAUUGACGUCGCGGCCUUGGAAGGAGAUGCACAAAACGCGUUUGAGGCGCUAUCGACCCUUUUGGCCGAAGACGAGCACUUUUUCGGUCGGCCCAAUCCCGGGCUCUUUGAUGCCGCAGUCUUCGCAUACACACAUCUCAUCUUGGAUGAGGGAAUGGGUUGGAAACAUAAUCGACUGGCUCAGAUGCUUCGACAGCAUGCCAAUCUUGUACAACAUCGGGAAAGACUACUGAAAUUCUUCUAA
This is a messenger RNA of Penicillium oxalicum, 873 nucleotides long. RefSeq names its product putative mitochondrial outer membrane protein (Sam35). Gene Ontology annotation, biological process: mitochondrion organization. The transcript has 3 exons. NCBI's taxonomy places the organism in Eukaryota, Fungi, Ascomycota, Eurotiomycetes, Eurotiales, Aspergillaceae. The record is from RefSeq and is a predicted model, not a curated record. Bases 1 to 873 code for a protein of 290 amino acids. Gene Ontology annotation, cellular component: SAM complex.